CGACAAGGACGGACAUAUUUUCACGAUAGACAAGGAGAGCAACAGCGUGCGACAAGGACAUAUAUACCUAUUUGCAGUCAUGUGACAAAAAAAGUUUAGAACAAAAGUUGAAUGGUACAGGGUGUACAGUAGGUGUAAUAAAAAAAAAUUUCGAAAACUGUUUGUUUUCAAAGCUAAAUCAAGGUUAUAGGUCAACAACUGCCAUGGUUCUAAACGUAGUCGUCUAACUCCCUUGUGUAGUAUGGUUUUUUGUGUCGAACCACGUGUAUCGUAUGACGUGACGUGUUUUAAACAAUAAAUAGUCUAUUAACAUUUGUACAAUUUCAAGAAAGUACAUUCUCUGAAAUUAAUUGUCAAUCACUAUGACUGUAAUACAAAGAGUCGUAAAACCGACUACCCACAAGGCUAAAAGAGCUAUUUUAAAAAGAGAACCGAAAUUAAUAGAAGAUACUAAACAAACUUUGUGUUUUAAAGGUAAAAACACUUCACAGAUUGUAGUAAAUUUUAUGAAAGAUUUGUAUGAUUUAAAGAAACCAGAUGCACAAAUAAUGCAAAAGAAAAAUGAUAUAUUACCAUUUGAAGAUGUAAUACCUAUUGAAAAGUUUUCUGUAAAAUAUAAUGCUCCAUUUUUUAUGAUUGCCUUGCACAAUAAAAAACGUCCUCACAAUUUAAUAAUGGGAAGAAUGUACGAAAAAACAUUAUUAGAUAUGGCAGAAUUUGGCAUAGAAAAUUAUACAGGAUUGAAAGAUUUUAAGGUUCCAAAAAUUUCAGAAGGAAUAAAACCUUUGUUAGUUUUCAAUGGAGAACUUUUUGAAAAUAAUCACGAGUUCAAUAGAAUAAAAAAUUUGCUUGUGGAUAUGUUUCAAAGGAAUACAGUUGGAAAAAUCAGGUUACAAGGUCUGGAACAUGUUUUAAGUUUCACUGCAGUUGAGAAUAAAAUACUUUUACGCAGUUAUAGGAUAUGUUUGAAAAAAUCUGAUUGUAGAAUACCAAGAAUUGAAUUAGUAGAAAUUGGCCCAAGAGCAGAUUUAAUUUGUAGGCGUACAAAACUUGCUUCUGAAGAUUUGUUUAAGCAAGCUUGUAAAAAACCGCAAGAGCUUAAGGUUAAAAAGAAGAAGAAUAUAUCUGUAGACAAACUUGGAACAACUUAUGGUCGUAUACAUGUUGGUGCUCAAAAUAUUAAUAGAAUACAAACGAGAAAGAUGAAAGGAUUAAAAAAGACAAUGGCAGAAAAGAAAGUUGGAGUGAAAAGAAAAAAUGUCGAAAAUAAUGAUAACUCAAAGAAAUUAAAAGUUAACAAUAAUUCGACUGGUUAAUUGUAAGUUGUGUUAAUUUAACUCCAAAAUCAGUAUGGAAAUAAAUGUAAAUACAGGUUUUUUUUUUAAUUAAAAAUAUUAAAUUACUGUAUGAAUGUUUU
Messenger RNA from Frieseomelitta varia, 1417 nucleotides. RefSeq names its product ribosome production factor 2 homolog (gene Non3). Gene Ontology annotation, biological process: maturation of LSU-rRNA from tricistronic rRNA transcript (SSU-rRNA, 5.8S rRNA, LSU-rRNA); ribosomal large subunit assembly. Gene Ontology annotation, molecular function: rRNA binding. Lineage: Eukaryota; Metazoa; Arthropoda; Insecta; Hymenoptera; Apidae. Bases 363 to 1316 code for a protein of 317 amino acids. The record is from RefSeq and is a predicted model, not a curated record. The transcript has 6 exons. Gene Ontology annotation, cellular component: nucleolus.